AUGGUUCAGCUCUCUUCCACUCUCCUUAUCGCCCUCUCUGCAGUUGCCGUCCACGGUUUGCCCUUCUUUAAGCGCAUCGACCAGACCAUUGCCGAUUCCACGACGCAAUGGGUGGCUGCAUGUAACGCCGCUGGCGGAGGGAGCCAGUGCAGCACGCUCUCUGUUAAUGCAUUCGAGACGCUGCUCAUCGGCGCUGGCGUUUGUGACCAGCAAAAUGCCGCCGACUCUAUGAUCACCCUGGCGAAGCAGCUCAACAACAACGCCAACAUGAUCUCCCUCGCACAGAUCUUCGCGCAGCAGCCUCGUAACACUCCGACCUCCCAAGCUGUUCCAUACUGCCAACAGGCACCCAACAACACGGAACUCAACGGGUACUACCAGUGCCAGUUCUCCGGCGCAAACCAGCAGGUCUUUGUUGGGAACCUCCAGGUCGGCGCCGCCGGUACGAUUCCCUUCGGGCUCACCACCCCUGUAUCCCCUCCCGGAUCCUGCCCUGCCAACCCGUCUGGACCCAUUGCGGACGGCGAUCAGCUUGUCAACAUCACCACGAACCCCGGAACCCCCGCCACGGGCAGCGGUCAGGGCAAUGCCACUGCGAGCGCAGCCUCUGGCUCUGGCUCUGUGACCGCGACUGCUACUGCCACGACUGCUACCGCGACCGAGACAGAGUCUUCGGAGUGCGGCGGCGAUGAUGAUGACGAUGGCGAGGAGACUACCACCACCGCUCCUACUGCGACCGCUGCCACGUCAACCGCUACAUCGUCCUCAUCCAGCAGCAGCUUCCUGCUCUCCAACGGCCAGAAGGCGCAGCAGCAGAACGCCCAGUUUUCCUCGCUUACCUCGAGCACGUCUUGCACUGCUGGCACGAACGCUUGUGUUAACGGAGACUUUGCGCAGUGCGUCGACGGUGCGUACGUUACCACGAGCUGCGGCUCCGGCCUGAGCUGCUUCGCGCUCCCGCUCGUCAACUCCGCGGGUACGUCCAUCACCUGCGCGACCGAAUCCGACGCCGCCUCGCGCAUCGCAAAUACCGGCGCGACGGGCGGUGUCACUGGGAGUUCGUCGUGA
Fibroporia radiculosa is the source of this 1068-nucleotide messenger RNA. RefSeq lists its product as uncharacterized. Lineage: Eukaryota; Fungi; Basidiomycota; Agaricomycetes; Polyporales; Fibroporiaceae. The record is from RefSeq and is a predicted model, not a curated record. The transcript has 4 exons. The coding region runs from base 1 to 1068 and encodes 355 amino acids.